CCAGUGCUGGAGAAUGUAAUGGAGAUGAUCCUGCCUAUCCUUGAGUUCCAGUCUAGUUUACUGUCAGAGAAUACUUAUUUCAAUUUUUCCUAUUUUGUUCUCGAGUCUCCUUCCUCAGAUUUACUUUUCUAUUUAAAUGACGUUCGCGGCUUUUAAAUUUGCAUUGUAAAAUUUAUUUUGGCUCUCCCCGCCUGUUUUUUGCACAUUAAAAAUGAAAACUUUUGUAGAACUAAGCUAAGCAGAUGGUCUUCCUGCAAAAAGAUUGGGCUGAACUAAAGCAUUGCUUUGGAGCUGGUUCACAGAAAAAAGGCAAAACUGGUUAUCCCGACUUCAAGCUCCAAAAUAAACUGCUUUCUUUCUCCGGGAAGUUUCCCCCGCCACACAGACUUGACUGCGUGGCCAGUCCUUUCGAUGCCUCUCGCUCCCAACACGGAGUUCCUCUCAUUUCUUCACAGUCAGCUCUCAGCUGCUGCUGCUAGUUUCUCGGCUCCAGCACCACGGGUACAGCACUCUGAAGUUCACAAAGCACUCUGCAGCACUGACUGAUCCUCACAGUCCUGUCCGGUGGCCUCUCGCAGGUGGUAGUGCAGCUUUUCAGGCCCAGAGCGGCCAGGAGCUAAGCCCGCAGACCCGCCUGGAAGCGCAGCGCGGACGGUCGCGCGACCCCGCGGCAUGGAGGCCUGGGCUUCACCCAGAGGCGCUCGAGCACCGCCCAGCCGAGCCUUAUGCCGGAUGCCACUUCAUAUUUGGGCCCAGAGCUCAAUUCGCACCGAUGCGGUCCGCCGUCCUUAAACCUAUUCAGCCAGAAUCUCUCCCCGACUGUAAAGCAACUCUGGGCGGGAGCGGCAACCUCUCGGCGUCAGUCUUUUGGAGCCGCCGACAUUCAGAGGCAAGACCCGGGAACGCGCGCUGUCUUGCUUUACGGCACGGGUGCGCGAGUUUGCGGCAGCGUGACGCCAGCAAGUUUUGGCGGGAAAAGCGCUGCAUUUGGAUUCCUGCAGUGGUGGGCAAAGGACAGUCCGCCGAGCUCCGGUGGAGUCAUGGCAGUGCCCUUUGUGGAAGACUGGGACUUGGUGCAAACCCUGGGAGAAGGUGCCUAUGGAGAAGUUCAACUUGCUGUGAAUAGAGUAACUGAAGAAGCAGUCGCAGUGAAGAUUGUAGAUAUGAAGCGUGCCGUAGACUGUCCAGAAAAUAUUAAGAAAGAGAUCUGUAUCAAUAAAAUGCUAAAUCAUGAAAAUGUAGUAAAAUUCUACGGUCACAGGAGAGAAGGCAAUAUCCAAUAUUUAUUUCUGGAGUACUGUAGUGGAGGAGAGCUUUUUGACAGAAUAGAGCCAGACAUAGGCAUGCCUGAACAAGAUGCUCAGAGGUUCUUCCAUCAACUCAUGGCAGGAGUGGUUUAUCUGCAUGGUAUUGGAAUAACUCACAGGGAUAUUAAACCAGAAAAUCUUCUGUUGGAUGAAAGGGAUAACCUCAAAAUCUCAGACUUUGGCUUGGCAACAGUAUUUCGGUAUAAUAAUCGUGAGCGUUUGUUGAACAAGAUGUGUGGUACUUUACCAUAUGUUGCUCCAGAACUUCUGAAGAGAAGAGAAUUUCAUGCAGAACCGGUUGAUGUUUGGUCUUGUGGAAUAGUACUUACUGCAAUGCUCGCUGGAGAAUUGCCAUGGGACCAACCCAGUGACAGCUGUCAGGAAUAUUCUGACUGGAAAGAAAAAAAAACAUACCUCAACCCUUGGAAAAAAAUCGAUUCUGCUCCUCUAGCUCUGCUGCAUAAAAUCCUAGUUGAGAAUCCAUCAGCAAGAAUUACCAUUCCAGACAUCAAAAAAGAUAGAUGGUACAACAAACCCCUUAAGAAAGGGGCAAAAAGGCCCCGAGUCACUUCAGGUGGUGUGUCAGAGUCUCCCAGUGGAUUCUCUAAGCACAUUCAAUCCAAUUUGGACUUCUCUCCAGUAAACAGUGCUUGUAGUGAAGAAAAUGUGAAGUACUCCAGUUCUCAGCCAGAACCACGCACAGGUCUUUCCUUAUGGGAUACCAGUCCCUCAUACAUUGAUAAAUUGGUACAAGGGAUCAGCUUUUCCCAGCCCACAUGUCCUGAUCAUAUGCUUCUGAAUAGUCAGUUACUUGGAACCCCAGGAUCCUCACAGAACCCCUGGCAGCGGUUGGUCAAAAGAAUGACACGAUUCUUUACCAAAUUGGAUGCAGACAAAUCUUAUCAAUGCCUGAAAGAGACUUGUGAGAAGUUGGGCUAUCAAUGGAAGAAGAGUUGUAUGAAUCAGGUUACUGUAUCAACAACUGAUAGGAGAAAUAAUAAACUCAUUUUCAAAGUGAAUUUGUUAGAAAUGGAUGAUAAAAUAUUGGUUGACUUCCGGCUUUCUAAGGGUGAUGGAUUGGAGUUCAAGAGACACUUCCUGAAGAUUAAAGGGAAGCUGAUUGAUAUUGUGAGCAGCCAGAAGGUUUGGCUUCCUGCCACAUGAUGGGACCAUUGGCUCUGGGGAAUCCUGUUGGAGUUUCACUCUUGUCUCCCAGGCUGAAGUGCAAUGGCAUGAUCUCGGCUCACUGCAACCUCUGCCUCCUGGGUUCAAGCAAUUCUCCUGCCUCAGCCUCCCAACUAGCUGGGAUUACAAGUGCCCACCACCACGCCUGGCUAGUUUUUGUAUUUUUAGUAGAGAUGGGGUUUUACCAUGUUGGCCAGGCUGGUCUGGAACUUCUGACCUCAAGUGAUCCUCCUACCUUGGCCCCCCAAAGUGCUGGGAUUAUAGGCAUGAGCCACCUUGCCCAGCAAGGGAUUCUGUUCUUAGUCCUUGAAAAAAUAAAGUUCUGAAUCUUCA
Messenger RNA from Mandrillus leucophaeus (drill), 2825 nucleotides. RefSeq names its product checkpoint kinase 1 (gene CHEK1). Gene Ontology annotation, biological process: protein phosphorylation; mitotic G2 DNA damage checkpoint signaling. The record is from RefSeq and is a predicted model, not a curated record. Gene Ontology annotation, molecular function: protein serine/threonine kinase activity; ATP binding. Lineage: Eukaryota; Metazoa; Chordata; Mammalia; Primates; Cercopithecidae. Gene Ontology annotation, cellular component: site of double-strand break; cytoplasm; nucleus. Bases 726 to 2471 code for a protein of 581 amino acids. The transcript has 14 exons.